Molecule: messenger RNA, 4193 nt
Organism: Leptonychotes weddellii (Weddell seal)
Lineage: Eukaryota; Metazoa; Chordata; Mammalia; Carnivora; Phocidae
Source: RefSeq, a predicted model, not a curated record
GGGAGGCUUGGCGCACUCAGGGCGGGGCCGGACGGGUGGGAACCCGCCCCCUUGCAGCUCGGUGGCCAACGCCUUCGCCCAGGGUUUGCUGGAGCUAAGCAGGUUCACAGACUCCAGGGACUGGGCACCUUGAGAGCUGGGAGACGGUGCCUUCCCACCCAACUAAUUUCUUUACAGGCCUUGGCCUUAACAGGCGUGUUGGUGCCUGCCGUGGACGCAUUCUGACCUGCGCUGUAUCCCUCUCGGGAGACUGUGCCUAUGGUUGGGGCAGAGUGAGGUCGUUGCCUUGACGACGGCAGCAUGCGGCCCGCGGACCCCCUGAGUGUGAGCCUGCGGCAGGCCGAGGCCAAUCUGCCUCCCUGCCUGAUUCGCCCCGGUCCGGUGACUGUGUCUACAGAAGAAAUCAGACCAGCUCCGGAAUUGCUAGUUUGCUAAUCAGCAUCUUUUAGACCUGCGAGCGAGAUGCAUUUCAUCUCAAAUUUGUUUCCAAGUUGAAAACCUUUGGGUCUUUCCACGUGAAAGGAUUUUAAAGAAACACAAGAAUUCCUACCGGUUUUGAAUUAAAAUGGAAAAAUAUGAGAACCUAGGAUUGGUUGGAGAAGGGAGCUAUGGAAUGGUGAUGAAGUGUAGGAAUAAAGAUAGUGGAAGAAUUGUGGCCAUCAAGAAGUUCUUAGAAAGUGAUGAUGACAAAAUGGUUAAAAAAAUUGCUAUGCGAGAAAUCAAGUUACUAAAGCAACUGAGGCAUGAAAAUCUGGUGAAUCUGUUGGAAGUGUGUAAGAAAAAAAAACGAUGGUACCUAGUCUUUGAAUUUGUUGACCAUACAAUUCUUGAUGACUUGGAGCUCUUUCCCAAUGGAUUAGACUACCAACUGGUUCAAAAGUAUUUGUUUCAGAUUAUUAAUGGAAUUGGAUUUUGUCACAGUCACAAUAUCAUACACAGAGAUAUAAAGCCAGAGAAUAUAUUAGUCUCCCAGUCUGGCGUUGUCAAGUUGUGUGAUUUUGGAUUUGCGCGAACAUUGGCAGCCCCUGGGGAAGUUUAUACUGAUUAUGUGGCAACCCGAUGGUACAGAGCUCCAGAACUAUUGGUUGGUGAUGUCAAGUAUGGCAAGGCUGUUGAUGUGUGGGCCAUUGGUUGUCUGGUGACUGAAAUGCUCAUGGGGGAACCCCUUUUUCCUGGAGAUUCUGAUAUUGAUCAGCUAUAUCAUAUUAUGAUGUGUUUAGGUAAUCUAAUUCCAAGACAUCAGGAGCUGUUUUAUAAAAAUCCUGUGUUUGCUGGAGUAAGGUUGCCGGAAAUCAAGGAAACAGAACCUCUUGAAAGACGCUAUCCCAAGCUCUCUGAAGUUGUGAUAGAUUUAGCAAAGGAUACCAAUGCUGAUCCCAAAAUUAAGGAUUCUAAAGUAUUUAAAAUAAAAGGGUCAAAAAUGGAUGGAGAAAAGGUUGAAAAAGUCAGUCGAGCUUCAAAUACGAGCUGUCUCCCUGACAAUGGAAUGAGCCACCUCAGAACGGUGCCUCCUACCAACCUCCGAGAUUGCAGCGAUGGCAGUGUGGACCACUCUAGAAGUCCGGGCGUGGCAAUCCCUCGCCUUGCGCACAGCCUUGCUGGGGUGGCUCCCGGUAUUAAUUCUGGAAUGGUGACUAUCCCAGGAGUUCCGAGUUACAGAGUGGAUGAGAAAACCAAGAAGAAUUGUAUUCCAUUUGUUAAACCAAAUAAACAUUCUCCAUCAGGCAUUUAUAAUAUUAAUGUGACCUCAUCAGUCACUAGUGAAAAGAGCCUACUUCAGGCAAAUAAGAAAAGAAGGGAAUACUCUAAGACAGAUGUCCGUUUGCCUGAACUAAACUAUAAUCAUCUCCCUGAACUAAGAGCCUUGGAAGGCAUAGCUCGAAAUUCCAGGUUAAUAAGGAAAGAGAACAAAAAUCUUUCAGAAUCUCGAAUUCCUUCUCUGGCCACUAUUGACUUGCACACGCCCAGUAUCGCAUUACAUCAGGUAUCAGGAUCUCCCCUGUCAGAUGAUUCAGAGGCUGAUUUGCGUCCAAUGGAACACCAGCACUGAGAGUCAUUUUGGUUCUGAACUGGAUGCUGCUUUAGCCCUUGAGAUGACAUCGUCUUGCCACAAAAGUGCUGAUAUCCUACAAAGAGAGAUUCGUGGGUUUGUCCUUUACUUCGGAACUGCCUGCAUUUUCUGAGAAAGGCCUUGCAGAAGAAAAAAGACAAAGACUUCCAAGUGUUUCCCAGGAAGCUCCUCCCCGACUGAUAUCCUGUCACCUUUCAAGUCCACUGUUGCUAUUUCAAGAUAUAUCCGAUGGAAGAAUAGUGAUAUGGUUCUUGUUACAUGAAUGUGUAUUUACUAUUAGUAGAUUGUGCAUUUAAAAUUACCCAAGAUUAAAAAUGAGUUUAAAAAGGGACAAAGAAACAUUAUAAUUGUCAUGUUAUAUGAACUUUCUGUGUUAUCUGUAUAAACGUGUACAUUUAUUUAGGAAUGGGUUUGGUGGAGGAGGUGAUAACAACUAGGAUCUGUUGAAGAAAUGAAAAAAUUAGGAUCAGUAAGAGAAAAUGUUUCUUUUACCCUAAUUUAACUAUAAAUAUACAUUUAAAAAGCUUGCUUGUUUCUAGGCUUUAAGGAGAUAUGUAAUUGCUCUCUAUAGAUAGACGUAUGUCUUUGGUUUCUGUGAUUAUUGUUGAUGUUUGAUCAUUAUAUUAUGGGAAUCUGACCUCUCUGCUGAUUUUCUAAGAACCACACUAAUGCAAAUUUCUCAAAGAAACCUUUUAUGUCUAAUGAUUUAGUGUGACUCCGACCUUAGAUAGUCCUCUUUAUUGUAAGAUUCUGGUGCCAGUGUUCCUGCAUGCAGGAACAGGAUUGAAAUAAGAAUGGUAAAGGAGAAUUUUGUAGGUAAUCUUUCGAGUUGAGGACUAUGCUUGUCAUUGAGAAAGGAAGUAUAUACAUACAGAAUUAGGAGAUGGGAAGCUGGCUUACCGACCGACUUGGACUGAUUACUUUUCUCUUGGCCAAUUACUGUUGAACUCCACCCUGAAGAGGCUUUGGGAAGGAAAUGUCCUCUGUUAUGGACUUCACUCCUGUCUGCUGAUAGUUUGAAGGUGAUAGCAGACAGCACCCAGAGGUGUUCCCGUGUUCUCGUUUCCUCAAACACUUAGGCCUUCCCGAAAGUUCUUCAUCAACAGGCAAAACUGUCUACCUACAGUCCACACAUCUUUUCUCGUGCCCCAGUCCACGACUUUCAGGUGGGAAGCUUAAGCCAGUUUGGCUCUAGGUUUUUGAUUUCUAGUGUGCUGGUCAUACUUGGCAUUUAUUGUUUUAGAGAAUGGUUGUUAAGGGGACCAGAAUUUGUGUGGGAUUUUUGCCUUAACCAGUUAACAAUGUGUUGUUUUUUUCCAAAAGGCACUGAUUAGUACUUAGCCCAAGAAUUUAACUAGCACUUUUCUCUAUUACUCUGCAGAGCUUAAUAUUGAAAUUCUGACUUUAGAUACUUGGUCCUCAGAAGAGCGGGACAUUCAGGAGGAGGCAAAUUGAGGGAUUCCAAAGUAGAAGUCUAUAGGUGGUUCAAUUAAAAUUCGGUCUUGAUUUUGAAGCUCUAUUUUUAACCUCUGACCAGGUGUUUGACUAGAUUGGUAUGACUAACAUGCUAGACAAAAUUAAUGUGUAGGCAUGAAUAGGCUUCACACUGAGAUAUUGUUUUAUUUUUACUUUAAAAAGUAUUGCCAACAGACUGUACAGUGUGGGAAGCAGACAAUACUUAAAAGCCAAGUGGCUUUCCAGCUUAUUUUGAUGUUAUUUUUAUUUAAAGAUCAGUAUGACCAUAUCACCUCAAUGUCUGAGGAUCUAAGAUCAAUUACCUUUUCAUUUCUAUAUUUGCUUUUGGUAUCUUUUGUCUAUGAAAACAGUUUGUGAACUUUAGAAUUAAGGAACUAAAUAUAACUUACUGUAAGUGCAAGCUGAGACUGGAGGAUCAUAUGUGGUUAGAACCUUGGCAGAACUACUUGAAAAAGAAGAUUUUGCCAACUGGAGCUAUAGAUACUGAACCAAAAAUAAUUCUUUCAGUUUAAGAUUACUUUGCUCUCCUUACAAGGAUGCAAUUAAACCUAAUAGGAAAUAUGUGUAUGUCCUGGUGGAGAGAAAUGGGCUUGCUGUGUGGAUGUAUGUUUUACAAUUAAUAAAUAUUAUAUCUUACUGAGCUCCA